This is a messenger RNA of Galdieria sulphuraria, 2107 nucleotides long. RefSeq names its product haloacid dehalogenase-like hydrolase family protein. Bases 7 to 2046 code for a protein of 679 amino acids. The transcript is spliced from 10 exons. NCBI's taxonomy places the organism in Eukaryota, Rhodophyta, Bangiophyceae, Galdieriales, Galdieriaceae. Gene Ontology annotation, molecular function: protein binding. The record is from RefSeq and is a predicted model, not a curated record.
UUUUGAAUGCAAAGACUUUUUGUCCACUUUAUCACUUACUUUGUUGACAACUAUCACAAUUCUUUGAACAAAUGUCGCAAGAGUCAACAGAAUAUACUUUCUAGAUACUUGAGACUAUUACGUUGCAAUCCUGGAUACUUGCCUUGCCUUCAUCGUUUACCCAAGUCUCCUGCGCAUCAAACCCAACACAACUCAUUGUUCCUGAAUAUGCAAGAAGAUAGUAAUGAUAGAGAACAACUUGCAGAAGAUCCAGUCUCUGGUUCAAGUAUUCAAGAGAACCAUGGAGAACAGGUGUCUGAUCCUUGGGCAGUAUCAAGGAGAGAAGCAACCAGGGCAUUUCUAGGAUUGUUUUUGGUAACUUCGUUGGGAAUUGUCUUCCAUCGCUCCAAACUGUUAAGACGGUUCUCCUUUGCAGCCUUCUUCGGACAUUUGAGAAAUCGAAUACCAACAGAUAAGCAAAGUCUUUGGCGUUUUACUUUUCAUGUACAAAAGGCAUAUCGUCUAUUGAAUAUUUCAACUUUGCGUUGGAUAAAUGUUGAAGAACCUCCUCCCAUUUUGGAUAACAAGCUACUUGUUGUAUUCUUAUGGCGUUCAAGUGAUAUUUCCAAUCCCGAUUAUGUUCGAGUUUUACAAAGAAUAUCUGUCUCCUAUCCUCAAGUUGCUGUAGUUGCCAUUCAUACUCCCAAAUUUGAUUAUGAGAUUGAUUCUCAUUUUGUUCGUAUUGCUUUGGAAGGUUUUGAUAUGAAUUUUCCUUGUGCCUUGGAUUCGGAUUGGCAAGUUUGGAAGUCGAUUGGUGCAAAGGAUUGGCCUACUGUUCUUGUAUUAGACCCAAACUAUCAUAUUUUAUUUGCUAUUCCAAAAAACAAAUUCCAUCUUUUGGAAGAUUGUAUUACUACAAGUCUCGACUAUUUUUCAGAAUAUCCAUUUGUAAAGGGAGCUAUUGCCAAGACUAUAAAGUUCUCUUUGGAUCCAAUGGAGCGUGCUUCACCACUUUGUUCACCUGGAAAGAUUGCCUUGGACUUGAAAAAUGGUCGCCUCUUUAUUUCUGAUUCUGGUCAUCACAGAAUAUUGAUUGUCACUAUGGAAGGCCAAUUUUUGGAUCAAAUUGGCGGAUUGAGGGUAGAGGAUGACUUUAUAUUAUCUGAAAAGGAAAGUAUGGGAUGGAAGGAUGGAAGUUUUGAAGAAACUAGAUUUCGUAAUCCUCAAGGAAUGAUAUACAAUGAAGAAUAUGAUGAGUUGGUCAUUGCAGAUAUGUGGAAUGAUGCCAUAAGAAUUGCUCAUUUGAAACAACGACAAGUAAGAACUACAGUUCUUCAUUCCAAAAGUAUUGGAGUUUUGUCGUUUUCAGGGACAUCGGAAUGUACUUUUAGGUAUCCUAUGGAUGUUACUAUUUAUGAGAAUACUAUUUUUGCAGUAGCAGCAGGUUCUAAUGAGAUUUGGAGUUUGAAUCCCUCAGGAGAGGUCAAGUUGGUCUGUGGAAAUGGCAAGUAUCCUUCUGGUCAUAUAGAUACAGAAGGUGACUUGUCUCGAGCAAGACUUUGUGCUCCUAGUGGAAUUACUGUUUCUCCUAAUGGAACAUUAUAUGUUGUCGAUUCCGAUUCAAGUAUCAUAAGAUGGCUUUCUAUGACUAAGAAUCAAGUGGGUACUUUAGUUGGUGGUGAUGCUAUCUUUACUGGCAAUUUAAGUGCUUUUGGAGAUAGAAAUGGUGUGUCUUCCUCUGUUCGUUUACAAAGGCCAAUGGGAAUUUGUUAUAUGGAUAAAGAUCAGUUAAUAGUAGCGGAUACUUUUAAUCAUAAACUAAAGUGUAUUCAUACUAUACAAAGAGACUGCAGAUGGCUAUGUGGUGAUUCUCAGUUGGGAUAUGUAGAUGGACCUAAGACGUAUGCCAAGUUCCAUUGUCCUUGUGAUGUUGCUUGGGAUCCUAUUUCGCAACGUUUAUAUAUUGUCGAUAGAGAGAAUCACGUGAUUCGUUGGAUGGAUUGGAAUAGUAAUGGAAUAGUUCAUACUUUACAAUUAUUUGGAUUUCCUACUUGGUGGUUUCAUUAAAAGUGGAUAUCAAUCUAUAGGAAAUAUGAAAAUAUUACAAGCAACGGAAGAGUUGGUCACU